This is a messenger RNA of Mixia osmundae IAM 14324, 544 nucleotides long. RefSeq lists its product as uncharacterized. NCBI's taxonomy places the organism in Eukaryota, Fungi, Basidiomycota, Mixiomycetes, Mixiales, Mixiaceae. Gene Ontology annotation, biological process: mitochondrial respirasome assembly. Bases 92 to 544 code for a protein of 150 amino acids. The record is from RefSeq and is a predicted model, not a curated record. Gene Ontology annotation, cellular component: mitochondrion. The transcript has 2 exons.
CGAUGACGCAGCGAUAGCACAAACUGCUGCGACGAUCGACCGUCAGGUUUGCACUCAUUCGACGUUGUAACGAGCGCAUCGCCAUUGCGACAUGACGACGACUCAAGUGCUGCCGCCGCAAGCGCCCGGCAAGAGGAGAUGGUAUGAGAAAUUCGUGGAAGAGCCGCUUGUACCAUUGGGCAUGGGAUUGACCUGCGUCGCGUUGCUCGCUGCGAGCGUACAGAUGCGCAAAGGCGAUCGGAAGAAAAUGAACAAGUUCUUGCGGUAUCGUGUGUACGCUCAAGGCCUGACUGUCCUGGCUGCCCUCGGAGGAACGGUCUAUUACGGCACAGAACGGAGCAAGCGAGCAGCCGAACAGAGAGAUGCUGCUCGGUUCGCACGGGAACAACAGCAAGCUGCGAGGGAAGCAGCUGGUCUGCCGCCUGUCGUCCGGACAGCUCGGCCAGUGACUGUCAAACCCAUUACAUCAGAAGAGGAUAGACCGCUACGAGCGAAGCAGAGCAGGAACCAAGCUCAGAUGUUGAAAUCAGACGAGUCUCAAUAG